Molecule: messenger RNA, 798 nt
Organism: Penicillium brasilianum
Lineage: Eukaryota; Fungi; Ascomycota; Eurotiomycetes; Eurotiales; Aspergillaceae
Source: the annotation of a GenBank genome assembly
AUGUUCCGCCCCGUUGCCCGAGCGCUUGCUCGCGCACCUGCUGUCGCGGCCCGUAGCCCGGCAAGCACUCGAUUGAUAAGCACUGCUGGUCCGACCUCGAAAUCGAGAAGCUGGAAGAACACCUUUGUCCGCCUCGGAUUGGCAGGUGGUGCUAUCUACUACUACAACACGAGCAGUGCUUUUGCUCAAGAGCCUUCUUUCUCCCUUUUCGGCCAAUCCAACAAGGAGAAUGCCGCCGAUCCUUCCGCCGCCACUCUCAACUCUAUCACCCCCAAGAUCCGUGAAGAGAAGAAGGCCGCCGCCCGGUCUCAGCCGAAGGCCGAUGCGCCUGCCCCCGAAGUUCCUUCCUCAGAGGCUGCUGCCUCAGAUGCCGCUGCUGUGGAGAUAAACCCCCAGGUUGGAAUUGAAUCGGAAGAGCCCCCAGAGUCCGCCGCGUUCAACCCGGAGACUGGCGAGAUCAACUGGGACUGCCCGUGCCUGGGUGGCAUGGCCCACGGCCCUUGCGGAGAGGAGUUCAGGGCGGCAUUCUCCUGCUUCGUGUACUCGAACGAGGAGCCCAAGGGUAUUGAGUGCAUUGAGAAGUUCAAGGGUAUGCAAGAUUGCUUCCGGCAACACCCUGACGUGUACGGCGCCGAGUUGGAGGAUGACGAGCCCGAGAGUGAUGCCCCUGCACCCGUCCCCGCUGCCGAGGGCGACGUCUCUUCGUCCGCCAACACCCAGGCUGAGCUCGCCGAGACUGACAAGCUGGUCCCCAAGGCCCACCUUGAGGCCGAGCAGCAGGACAAGGAAGCCAAAUGA